Molecule: messenger RNA, 483 nt
Organism: Ziziphus jujuba (common jujube)
Lineage: Eukaryota; Viridiplantae; Streptophyta; Magnoliopsida; Rosales; Rhamnaceae
Product: rust resistance kinase Lr10-like
Exons: 1
Coding region: 1-483 (160 amino acids)
Biological process (GO): protein phosphorylation
Molecular function (GO): protein kinase activity; ATP binding
Source: RefSeq, a predicted model, not a curated record
AUGCAAAUUUUGCAUUUUGAUAUUAAGCCUCACAAUAUUCUUCUGGAUGAGAAUUUUGUUCCUAAAGUUUUAGAUUUUGGGCUAGCAAGACUAUGUCCAUUGGAGGAAAGCAUUGUGUCCUUAACUGCAGCAAGAGAAACUAUUGGAUACAUAGCACCAAAAUUGUUUUACAAAAACAUUGGAGGAGUUUCUUACAAAACUGACGUUUAUAGCUUUGGAAUGUUGCUAAUAGAAAUGGCAAGUGGAAGGAAGAAUUUAAAUGCGAAUGCAGAGCAUUCAAGCCAAAUUUACUUUCCUUCUUGUGUUUAUGACCAAUUUAGUGAAGGACAUAACAUAGAAAUGUUGGAAGAUGCAACUGAGGAGGAAUCAAAAAUUAUAAAAAGGAUCGUGAUAGUAGCACUAUAUUGCAUACAGUUGACAUCGAGUGAUCGCCCAUCAAUGGACAAGAUCGUAGCGAUGCUUGAAAGAGAAUUUGAAUGCUAG